Molecule: messenger RNA, 909 nt
Organism: Knipowitschia caucasica
Lineage: Eukaryota; Metazoa; Chordata; Actinopteri; Gobiiformes; Gobiidae
Source: the annotation of a GenBank genome assembly
AUGACGCAGACCCUGAUGACGCAGACCCUGAUGACGCAGACCCUGAUGACGCAGACCCUGAUGACGCAGACCCUGAUGACGCAGACCCUGAUGACGCAGACCCUGAUGACGCAGGCCCUGAUGACGCAGGCCCUGAUGACGCAGACCCUCAUGACGCAGACCCUGAUGACGCAGACCCUCAUGACGCAGACCCUGAUGACGCAGACCCUGAUGACGCAGACCCUGAUGACGCAGACCCUCAUGACGCAGACCCUGAUGACGCAGACCCUCAUGACGCAGACCCUGAUGACGCAGACCCUGAUGACGCAGACCCUGAUGACGCAGACCCUGAUGACGCAGACCCUGAUGACGCAGACCCUGAUGACGCAGACCCUGAUGACGCAGGCCCUGAUGACGCAGGCCCUGAUGACGCAGGCCCUGAUGACGCAGGCCCUGAUGACGCAGACCCUGAUGACGCAGACCCUGAUGACGCAGACCCUGAUGACGCAGACCCUGAUGACGCAGACCCUGAUGACGCAGACCCUGAUGACGCAGACCCUGAUGACGCAGACCCUGAUGACGCAGACCCUGAUGACGCAGACCCUGAUGACGCAGACCCUGAUGACGCAGACCCUCAUGACGCAGACCCUGAUGACGCAGACCCUGAUGACGCAGACCCUGAUGACGCAGACCCUGAUGACGCAGACCCUGAUGACGCAGACCCUCAUGACGCAGACCCUCAUGACGCAGACCCUCAUGACGCAGACCCUCAUGACGCAGACCCUCAUGACGCAGACCCUCAUGACGCAGACCCUCAUGACGCAGACCCUCAUGACGCAGACCCUCAUGACGCAGACCCUGAUGACGCAGACCCUCAUGACGCAGACCCUCAUGACGCAGACCCUCAUGACGCAGACCCUCAUGACGUAG